Messenger RNA from Mobula hypostoma (lesser devil ray), 3651 nucleotides. RefSeq names its product polypeptide N-acetylgalactosaminyltransferase 18-like. Gene Ontology annotation, biological process: protein O-linked glycosylation. Gene Ontology annotation, cellular component: Golgi apparatus. Lineage: Eukaryota; Metazoa; Chordata; Chondrichthyes; Myliobatiformes; Myliobatidae. The transcript is spliced from 11 exons. Bases 281 to 2089 code for a protein of 602 amino acids. The record is from RefSeq and is a predicted model, not a curated record. Gene Ontology annotation, molecular function: polypeptide N-acetylgalactosaminyltransferase activity.
CCCACGCGGCGCAGUCUCCCCUGUUAAUGGCGUUCCCUCAGUGCCCCCACUACCCGGCGGGACGAGCAAUGCGCAGACGCCGCCGGUUCUGGACCGGUGCGGCGGAAUGGAUUAACUUGGCCCGUAGAUGGAGCUCGUUAACCGGCUGCAGACCCGGAGAAACACCGGCCUGGCGCGGCGAGCCCGGGAGCGCAGUCUCGCCCUCCAGCCGGGACACGAGGGGGGCGGAGCGGCCACAUAGCCGGAGCCGGAGCCGGAGCGGCUGCGGAGAGCCGGUGGCAUGGCACACCGCUGUCGGAAGGGCGGCUCGCUGCUGGGCAGCUGUGUGAUUGUGGGCGCUCUCGUCAACCUCCUGUGUCUCAUCUACGUCGCCUGGGUCGGCAAGGCGCAGCCCCCCGCGGCCGAGCGGCCAGCGGGGCAGGAGGAUGGCGAGAGCCGCCGGCUGCAGGACAGGCUGGAGCGGCUGGAGGUCUUGGUCCAGGAGCACCUUAAAGAAUCUCCGGAGGAGCAGGAAGAGAACACGGAUGCCGAGUCUAUCGACAACUCUCCACUCUUCGCCCAGUGGGGAGACAACCUCCCACCCAAGACACGGCUUGUUGCCUGGAGGAAAUUCCAGUACUAUGGCUACAACAGUUACCUCAGCGACCAGCUCCCACUGGACAGGCCCAUCCCCGACUUCAGGCCUGAUGGGUGCAGGAACCUCACCUACCCGAACAACCUCCCCCAGAUCAGCGUGGUCUUCAUCUUUGUGAACGAAGCCUCCUCAGUCAUCCUCCGGUCCAUGCACUCGGUGAUGUCUAAAACGCCAGCCCACCUGCUCAAGGAGAUCGUGCUGAUCGAUGACAACAGCAACAAUGAAGAACUACAGAGAGACCUAGAGGCGUACGUGGAGAGGGUGAAUGGUCGCCGUCCGGGAUUUAUAAAGGUGAUCCGGCAUGGCCGGCAGGAGGGUCUCAUCCGCUCGCGCAUCAGCGGCUGGAAGGCUGCCACGGCACCCGUCGUCGCUCUGUUUGAUGCUCACGUGGAAUUUGGUGAUCAAUGGGCAGAACCGAUCCUCACCCGGAUAAAGGAAGAUCGAAGGCGGGUCAUAUCCCCGUCCUUUGAUAACAUCAAGUAUGACAACUUUGAGCUUCAAGAGUAUUCCCUGUCCGCUCAGGGCUUUGACUGGGGACUGUGGUGUCGCUACGUCAGUCCCUCUAAGGAAUGGUGGGCUUUGGAAAAUGAAAGUGCCCCCAUCAGCAGUCCUUCUCUCAUUGGCUGCUUCGUGGUGGACCGGCGUUACUUUGAGGAGAUUGGACUGCUGGAUGAGGGAAUGGAGGUGUACGGCGGAGAAAACGUGGAGCUGAGUAUCCGGGUCUGGCAGUGUGGAGGCAGCGUUGAGGUCCUCCCGUGCUCCAGGCUCGCCCACAUCGAGAGGGUCCACAAGCCCUAUACCAGGGAUCUUGCCACACACGUCCGCCGGAACGCCCUUCGCGUGGCAGAGGUCUGGAUGGAUGAGUUCAAAGAUCACGUCUACAUGGCUUGGAACAUUCCCAGCGAGGACCCGGGGAUCGACAUUGGAGACAUCUCGGAACGGAAGGCACUGAGGCAGAGGUUACAGUGCAAGAGUUUCAGUUGGUACCUGAACAACAUCUACACACAGAUGAAGAAGUACACGGACACUUUGGCCUAUGGCAUGCUGAGAAAUGCUCUGAAAAGUGACCUGUGCCUGGAUCAGGGGCCAGCCUCCGACAACAUCCCUAUCAUGUACAGCUGUCAUGGAAUGUCUUCACAGGCCAUUUACUACAGAAGCAACCAGCAGAUCCUGGUGGGGGUGCUGAGCCCCACCCUCGACGCUGCAGACAACCGGUGCCUUGUGGAGAUGAAUGGCAGGCCCAGGCUGAUGGAGUGCAGUCACGCUGAAAGCAAACAGAUGAGGUCACACUGGAGUUUCACUCAGGGAGGUGCAGUGCAGAACAGAGUGUCAAAGAAAUGUUUGGAGAUGCAGCAAAGCGGUGACGGUGUCUAUGGCUACCAGCUGUUACUUCAGGAGUGUAGGGGCCAGCGAUGGACGAUCUCGAACGUCCUGAGGAAGACAAAGCUGUCGUGAAACAGGACCGCACCCCCUCAAUGCAGCUUCCUCAAGCACAUAGUCUUUUUGUGUCGUAGGGUUUGCAGGAGAUGGGCCAGGUCUCUUCAAUGGCUGAAGUGACGUGUGUAGACAGCCGUUAAGAUGAAAAGGGUGAAAUAUUUUCCAUGUGUAAAUAGGUACCUAGGUGGUGGGCGCUGCUUGUUAUCCUUGAAACAGAAUGGAGCGAUGUGACACAUUCCCCUGCUUUGAGACGUGAGCGUGUCCUAGCACCAGCUGCAUUCCGUGCAGUUCUGUGAGGCUUCAUUCUGUCUGUCCAAAAGUAGACAUUUUCCAUUGAUUUUGAAGGUCACUGACAUCAAGGUCAUUGUAAAGCCAAGCAGUGUUUGUUAAUAGUGGAUUGGAAAACUUCCUUUUCCUAGAGGGAGGGGCUAGAGGUGAGAGGGGAAAGAUUUAAGAGGACUGAGGGGCAACUUUUUCCACACAGCGUGAAUGAAAUAAGCUGCCAGAGGAAGUGGUGCAGGCAAGUUAAAUUAAGUCCAAAUGUCUUUUAAAUUAACAACACUUACACAGAGAGGAAAGGUUUAGAAGGAUAUGGGCCUAGCGGGGAGCUACGAUGGGCAUUUGGACCAGUUCAGAGAUAAAGAUCAGCUUUAUUUGUCACGUGUACAUCAAAACACACAGUGAAAUGUGUGAUUCGUGUUAAUAACCAACACUGUCCAAGGGUGUGCUGGCCAUAGCCUGUGAGUGUCGCCAUGUUUCUGGUGGCUAACAUAGCACGCCCACAGCUACUAACCCUAACCCGUACGUCUUUGGACUGGGAGGAGACCGCAGCACCGGGAGGAAAUCUACAUGGUCACGGUGCAAACAUGUGAACUCCUUACAGGCAGCGGUGGGAAGUGAAUUCUGAUCUCCCAAACGCUGGCGCUGUAAAUAGGGUCAUGGGGCAAUACAGAAGUACAGCACAGAAACAGACCCUUCAGCCCUUCUAGUCUGUGCUGAAACCCAUUUAAACUGCCCACUCCCAACGACCUGCACCAGACCCUAGGCCUCCAUAUCACUUCUGUCCCGGCUGUGAAGUGCUAGGCUAGCCAUUGUGCUACAAACAGCCAGCUUCUAUGACUCCCUGAUGACAGUCCACAGUAUUUUCUGUUUCCCUACACUUUGCGACUCUGCAACCAAUCCCAGUCUCGAUCACACCCCUCCCAGCCCACCCACACCCACCGCUGCUGCAACCAUUCCCACCUAACCCCCGGCCUCAACACCCACUCCCACGACGUACAAACACAUCCCACACCAUUUCCACUACCAUCUCCUCCCCUCUCCAGACAGCUCUCCCAAUCAACAUCCUCUCCACUCUCCUCAUCCCAAACGCCAACCUAAUCCCUCCUCCACUCCAUCUCCAUAACCACAGAUAAACCCAAAGCAGAUAGUGGGAACAUUGCCAAGACACAGAGGGGUGUAGGGGCCGGAGAGGGUUACAGAUUUAAGGGUUACAAAUUUAACCAAUUUCCCCCGGGAUCAAUAAAGUAUGACUAUGACUAUAGAUACACGAAGGGGUGUCGGGGCCGGAGAGGGUUACA